Molecule: messenger RNA, 2989 nt
Organism: Heterocephalus glaber (naked mole-rat)
Lineage: Eukaryota; Metazoa; Chordata; Mammalia; Rodentia; Bathyergidae
Gene: Ccdc91
Product: coiled-coil domain containing 91
Biological process (GO): Golgi to lysosome transport
Cellular component (GO): trans-Golgi network
Source: RefSeq, a predicted model, not a curated record
CUUCCGGGGUCAGAGGUGCAGGCGGGCGGGUGGUGUGCAGCUCCGGAUUAGGUUCUGGAGGCCACAGGCUGCGCGGCGGGGUCGCGUCCCGUGCGGCGCGGUCGGCGUGCCGGGUGUGGGCGGCGCGGCGGGAGCAGCUCCAUUCUGUUCUUGUGGCUGCAAGGCUGUUGGAUUUCUUCACAAUUUUGAACCUGUUGGUUUUCAGGACAGUUUAUUGGUGCUGGGGAGAAGAAGGUGCCACUUGAAGAAUGGACGAUGAUGAUUUUGGUGGUUUUGAGGCUGCAGAGACUUUCGAUGGUGGAAAUGGUGAGACCCAAACAACGUCUCCUGCUAUUCCUUGGGCUGCCUUUCCUACAGUUCUUUCCUCUGUGUUGUCCUUUAGUAUCUGGAGUCCAUCUGUCACCAGCUUCUCCUGAGCAGGUUUUGGACCAUGACCACUCAUCUCCUUCAGUGGGCUGCCUUUCUCCUGAUGCCAUUCUCUCCUCCCCAGAGAAUGCACACACGGACAAUAGCAUCGUGAGCAACGCUGUUCCGAAAGCACAGGUUCAGCAGUCAACACGCACUCAUCUAGAUAUCCCGCUUUUUCCAUUGGGUUUAUCUGUUGAGACAAGCGAUGGAACAGUUGCUCUUGUGGAUGAUUCUGAGGAUCCUGCAGGAAAUGUUUCAAACAUCCAGCUUCAGCAAAAAGUUUCAGAUCUGGAGAUGAAACUCAAAAUGUCUGAAGAAGAAAAACAAAGGAUUAAAAAGGAUGUAGAAUCAUUGAUGGAAAAGCACAGUAUCUUAGAAAAAGACUUUCUAAAAGAAAAAGAACAAGAAGCCAUUUCCUUUCAAGAUAGAUACAAAGAACUGCAGGAAAAACAUAAACAAGAAUUGGAGGACAUGAGGAAAAUGGGCCACGAAGCACUUGGUAUCAUUGUGGAUGAAUAUAAGGCACUACUACAGUCUUCAUUGAAGCAACAAGUAGAAGCUAUUGAAAAACAGUACAUCUCUGCAAUUGAGAAACAAGCACACAAGUGUGAGGAGCUGCUCAAUGCUCAGCAUCAGAGGCUCCUUGAAAUGCUAGAUAGAGAGAAGGAAAUGUUAAAAGAAAAAAUAAAUGAAGCCUUGAAUCAACAAUCUCAAGAACAGAAGGAAAUAUUGAAAAAAUGUUUGGAAGAAGAAAGGCAAAAACAUAAGGAGGCGUUAGAAUCUUCUGCAAAGCUAGAGCAAGAAGCAAUGAAAGAAGUAGUUAUGAAAGCCAUAGAAGAAGAAAGAAAGAAUUUGGAAAAAGCUCAUGCAGAAGAAAGGGAAUUAUGGAAAACAGAACAUGCAAAAGAUCAAGAAAAUGUAUCUCAGGCCAUUGAAACAGCUAUACAAGAACAAAGAAAAAUAAGUCAGGAAACUGUUAAGGCAGCAAUAAUAGAAGAGCAGAAGCAAAGUGAGAAGGCUGUGGAAGAGGCAGUGAGAAGAACAAGAGAUGAGCUGAUUGAGUAUAUAAAAGAACAGAAAAGGAAUUCUGAUUCUGUGCAUGAAUCCAGAUGAUGUAUGCAGCAGCCACAGAUUGAAUGCUAGUCAUACACUGAGAAUUUGUGCUGCACGCCCUCAGAAAAGUUUCUUCUAAUACCCAUCAAUUCUAAGAUAGGAAGUAAAUGUUUUUUUAACAGUGCUCCUGAUUGUUUUGAUGGAUUCUGAUUUUGAAUUGUUAAUGCUAGCACAUAAGCUAUAUGUACUUAGAGUAGGAAGUGUAAUAAGAAUACCUAUGAAACUGCUUUCACGCUGAAUCUUCACAUCUCAUCCUGCCUGACUCCACCCUCCAAAUAUAACUGCUUUUGGUCCUCUUGCCUAUGUAUGUAAUUAAAAAUAACAUACUUCUGAGGAUUGCUUGUUUUUUGUGUGUUUUAUGAAAAAAAUAGUAUAACACUGUCUCUAGUCUGCUAAUUUCCUUCUAAAAAUUAAUUUUGUUACAAGCACAUACGAAUAUUAUUCUGAAAUGCUGUACACUGGGAGUAUGUGACAUAUUAAGAUUUAUUAUAUACUCUAGUAAUUAAGCUAGCAUUAUAUUAGUGUAGAGAUUGGUGAAUUGUCCAAGGGAAAAGGGAACCCAAAGACAGACUUCUGCAUAUUUGGAAUCCCGGUUAGAAGUAGCAUGGCAGCUAGCACCUUCUUUAGCUCAAGCAAUUAACACAUGAAUACAGAAGAAUGUGCUGAGGAUGUUCAUUAAAGCAUUAUAAUUGCAAAGUAUGAGGAAUAAUCUAAAUGUCUGUAAACUGAAUGCUUUUUAAAUAAAUAUUAAGAUACUUUAUUGAUUACACAUAUUAAAUUGUAAAAACACAAUGGAAAUCUGUAUACCUGCUUACAAGGAGAAAACUGACCUUUUCAUACAUGGCAGUUAGGACUGAUACUUGGUAUGCUCACUCUGGAAAGAAGUUUGGUAAUUUCUGUUACAGUGUUCAGGGUAAGAUCUUGGUCCAUAGAAAUUCCACAUUAUCAGAAUCUGUAUAAGAGAAACCCUUCAACGUUUUCUGAAGGCUAUCCAUUGAUUAUUUUUAAUUUCCUUAUUGCUUCAAAAACAACAGCAACAACAAAUUUUGGAUAAAUCCACAUAUUUAUGAGAGAUAUGAGUGGCUAAAUGUUCUACUAAACCGUGUGAUGAUGUAAUUGUGCUGUUUUUCUGUACUAUAAAUUCUGUUAUACGCAUCUGUGAAAUUUAUAUGAUCUUUAUGGAUAUUUGGUCUGUAUGUUCAUAAGAACCAGCAUUUAAUAUUUUCUACAAGCACUCUGCUCAAAUAUACAGUAUUUCUCUAGUAACUGAAUACCAGUAUCAAUUGUAGAAUUGUAAUGCUUAUCUUAGAUGUUAGGCCAAAAGAAAUAGGGAUUCCAGUGUCACUCAGCUGAAAACAUUGAAUCAUCUCAUCUGAAAAUGUUUUUCUAGGAGGUUUCAGUGACAAUAUUCUUUAUACUUCAACUACAUUGCUUUUUCUCUACCACCACCCCCCUCCCCGCUUCCCCC